Emericellopsis cladophorae is the source of this 1572-nucleotide messenger RNA. Its product is annotated as Transcriptional regulatory protein-like protein. Bases 1 to 1572 code for a protein of 523 amino acids. NCBI's taxonomy places the organism in Eukaryota, Fungi, Ascomycota, Sordariomycetes, Hypocreales, Bionectriaceae. The record is from RefSeq and is a predicted model, not a curated record. The transcript has 2 exons.
AUGACGCCCGCAAGUCUUGGUGGAGAUAACCGGCUCUUGCUACCCAAGCUCGACCCAUCUGAGCUUCGAAGCUAUCGAUACUAUGUUGAGGUUGUGGGUCCCUCGCUGUCGGGCUUCUUCGAUGCAGACUUCUGGCUGGUCGAGGCACUGAGGGUCUGCCACUCGGACGCUUCCAUCUGGCAUGCAAUAGUCAGUCUCGGCGCAACCUACGAGUGCCAGCGAGAUCCUCAGCGCCUUUCCAGCCUAUCUCGCUUCGCCCUGCAACAGUUCAACUUAGCUAUCCGCUGUCUGAUGGAGCCGAAUUCACCUCGGCAUGCAGACAGGGGUAGGGCAUUGACUGUGAGCACCAUCUUUGCAGGCAUCUCGAGCAUACAAGGGCAGCACAAACAAGCAGCUAUGCAUGUCGAGGGAGGCUGCAAGAUUUUGGAGGAACUGGAAGGCGACGAAAUGAAGCCUGUUACGAAAAGCAAUCAGAAUCUGAAGAAGACAUUGACAGAGCUGGAGUCCCUACCCAUUGCCAUUGCACCCAUGCGGAAUAUCCUCAUGAAGAUCGACUUGAUGCACAAGGCUCUGCAGCAUGGUGGAGUUGCCGGCGCUAUGCCAACCUCGCAAGUGAUGAGAAACAACAUUUUCCGUGUUUGGCAGUCGUACGAAGCUCCGAGCCCCUCGAAAGGGGUACAUUCAACCCUCACACCAGAAGAUAUCAUAAUGGCCAGCCGCGCUGGCGAGUCACUGAUGAACGGAUUGGUAUACGGCAUGCAACAGCAGGUUGAAUCCCUGGCCCAGCUGAUGCUCGGAAAGGGGGACAGGAGUAACGAAGUCCACCGCAUCAACGUCAGUCAACGGCCUCAUACUCGGGUAUACAAGGAGCUGAAGAAAGCACUGGCGGUGUUCGAGCACGAGCUGAGCAAAGAGUACUGUGGCUCAACGCGAGCAUCGAGGACGGCCUUGCGCAAUGGCACAACACCACUGAAGAUGUUUCUGGCUGUAUGUCGUAUGAUAUUCUUGGCUGAUCCCGAGGAGGCCGACCCAGUCAAGCGAGCCAAGAACUAUCCCAGCCUAUGUCACGAGAUCAUCGCCGCUGCCGAGAAGGUAUGGUCAAUAGACGACACCUACAUCGACACUGGUGGCCGGAGCAUUCCAUUGACCCCAAAGUCCACGAUUCUCGAUGCUCUGUUCAUGGUCGCCCUCGGGGGUUCUUCAAUCCGCGUGCGUCGCCUGGCUGCAGCUCGGAUGCGGUCCAUGCACACCAAGCCGGAAGGGCUUUUCCACACGGUCAUGGCAGCGAAUCUCGCGGACUUGGUCACGAGCCGAGAGAUCGCAGCCUAUCAGACAUGGCUUGGGGAGCAAAGGCUCAAGCAGUCAGAAGCAGGUCAGGAUGGGUCUGGUGCUGGUGAUCAAGCGCCUCCCGCCAUUGAGGAGAUUGACGAGGAGUCUUCUGUUCCGCUGCAACAUCGUCUGCGCAACAUGUCUAUGAAUUUUCCCGGGACAAAAAAGGCGCGUGUAAGACUACAGACAUGGGGAGAAUAUGCUGCUGGCGAACCCGGGGUAUUCCUCAUGCUGGAAUGGUGA